Messenger RNA from Exaiptasia diaphana, 1630 nucleotides. RefSeq names its product probable U3 small nucleolar RNA-associated protein 7. NCBI's taxonomy places the organism in Eukaryota, Metazoa, Cnidaria, Anthozoa, Actiniaria, Aiptasiidae. The record is from RefSeq and is a predicted model, not a curated record. Gene Ontology annotation, cellular component: 90S preribosome; nucleolus; small-subunit processome. Bases 34 to 1590 code for a protein of 518 amino acids. The transcript is spliced from 15 exons. Gene Ontology annotation, molecular function: protein binding. Gene Ontology annotation, biological process: maturation of SSU-rRNA from tricistronic rRNA transcript (SSU-rRNA, 5.8S rRNA, LSU-rRNA).
UACAGCGGUCAGCGGCAUUCAAGCGUUUUCAACAUGGCGGACGAAAUUAAUACCAAGAAGAAACAAAGUGACAAAAAUGAGCCAGCUGUGGACCCUAAAGUCGUCAAAAAGUACUCUCGAGGGGAGAGAGCGAAAACUAGGGGAAUUAAAGAUAAGAAGUUGAAAGGAAUGCUCAAGAGAUAUGAAGGUUAUCACAACAAUGCUGCAUUGCAGGCUGCAAGAGCUGAACUUCUUCUCACUGAAGAACCAGGAUUCCUUGAGUCAGAGGGAUUGGAAAAAACAUACAGGUUCAAACAACAUGACAUUGCAAAGGCUGUAGAUGUAGCUAGUGCACAAAAGUUUUUCGAUUUAAAACUUGACAAGUUUGGUCCAUACAGAAUAAACUACACUAGGAAUGGAAGGUUUAUGCUAAUAGCUGGUCAAAAAGGUCACAUAGCAUCCAUUGAAUGGCAGAGUAAAAAGUUGACUUGUGAAGUACAUGUUAAAGAAACUGUCAGAGAUGCAAAGUGGCUACAUAUUGAAACAAUGUUUGCUGUUGCUCAGAAAAAGGCUGUUUAUAUUUAUGACAACAAAGGAAUAGAACUUCACUGUAUAAAGAAACAUGCGUAUGUCAAUCGUAUGGAGUUUCUUCCUCACCAUUUUCUUCUUGCAACAGUGGGUAAUUAUGGGGUGUUACGUUACCAAGAUACGUCAACUGGUAAAAUGGUGGCUGAGCAUCGAACUAGACUUGGCAGAUGUGAUGCAAUGACACAGAAUCCAUGGAAUGCAAUCCUACAUCUUGGUCAUUUCAAUGGUACUGUAACCUUAUGGAGUCCAACAAUAAAAGAUCCUCUAGUCAAGAUGUUAUGUCAUAAAGGACCAGUACAAGCUGUUGCUAUUGAUAAUAGAGGACUAUACAUGGUAACAACAGGACUGGAUGGAAGGAUGAAAAUAUGGGAUGUCAGGACAUAUAAGCAAUUACAUAACUACUCUACUUAUACACCAGCAAGUAACCUGUCAAUCAGUCAGCGCGGGUUAUUAGCAGUAGGAUUUGGACCUAAUGUGGAGGUUUGGCAAAAUGCAUUCUCAGAGAAACAAAAAGCCCCAUAUAUGAAACAUUUGAUCCCAUCAUGUUCUGUGCACAGUCUGCAGUUUUGUCCUUUUGAAGACGUUUUGGGUAUUGGACAUUCACAAGGAAUCAGUAGUAUUUUAAUUCCUGGAUCUGGCGAACCAAACUACGAUGCUUUAGAAACCAAUCCAUAUCAAACCAAGAAGCAGCGCCAGGAGUCAGAGGUUAAAUCUUUGCUUGAAAAAAUUCAGCCAGAAUUCAUCACUCUUGACCCAAUGGAUGUCAACAAAGUCAGGCAAAGCAAUGAUAAGGAAGAAGAUGAGGCUCCACAAGAUACAGCGUUUGAGCCCAAAUAUAAGAAAAAAGGUCGCAGCUCUUCAGCUAAAAUGUAUUCAAGAAAGAAGGGUCACCUAGAAGAAGAAAAAAGGAAAAAAAUUAGAAAGAAAAUGGCGGACGAAAGAAAGCAAAAUAGAGAAGAAAAAAUAGAAUCAGCAAGAAAGACUACAUCAGCAUUAGACAGAUUUAAAAAGAAGCCAAGUUGACAUGAUUAAUAAAACAAAAUAAAUUUUGAUUGAAUACGAA